ACUUCCUUCAGAAUGUCUGAGCUUCACGGCACGCUACCAUCGCCUCUACGAUAGCGAUGAGCUCGGCACUUUCGCUCUGUGGCAAAGCUUUGGCCGAGGGCGUGGCAAUUCUCUAUGGGUGUACGGUUCUCACAGCGGCUUUCACAUACUCUAUCUUCCAGCGGGAGUUCUGGUUCGAAACGACUGAUGAGGAGACAUCUCAUCUUCGAAAAGCAUCACACGAGCUCUGGUCUCUUUCCGUGAAGAAUGACGCGAUAUCGCACAUUUUCCUUCGAGUGCCCAGCGGUCCUCAGCUGCACUAUCUGGAACCUCGAGAGCAAGUCAAGAAUGCCAGCACGCUCGUUGUACUGCUUCAUGGCUUCCCGGACUCCGGCUACCUCUUCUCCCGGCAAUUACGAUCGUGGCGGAUGAAGGCUGCUGUUGUGGCCUUGGAUUUGCCAGGAUACGGUGGAAGUGACAGCCUCCCGUCAUACGGCCCGGAUCAGAUGCUCAAUACGAUAGCGGAGGCCCUCAUCGAGCUCAAGCGGCGUUACCUGGGUCCUUCAAACGGGGCCGCAAGAUGUGUUCUUGUCGGCCAUGACUGGGGUGGCGUCAUUGGCUAUCGAAUUGCCGCUGAGUCCAAAGGCUUGAUCGAUGAGUUCGUGGCGAUAAACUCAAUUUAUCUGGCGCAUGCAAUCCAAUACAAGCACACGUCAAGCCAUUCGGCAGUACAGAUUGCAAUACGCAAAGCCAAAUCCCACGGUCCGGGCCCACUAGAAAGCAAAUCGGUCUCCGAGACUGGUCUGGCAUAUGGGCCGUCCGUGUAUGCACGCUCUUUGACCAGCCCACCUGGCGAUUGGGGUGACAAGAUCAGGCUCUACAGCGAUGGGCUCUUACGUCAACCAUGGACGCCUUCAUAUGAUGGACGGGACAAGCAAUCGCAACUCGUUGAUGCAAGGCUUCUCAACGACUCGUGGACCUUCAAAUGCCCAGUCAGCAUCAUCUUCGGGCUCCGAGACGUUGCUCUCGAUCCUCGCGUUGUGCUCGACGGCAUCGAAGAUCACUUUCAGCCGGACUCGGAGGACUCGCUUCAAGCAUCUGUGCUGGCCAACGAACGGAUCACGAGGCUGCCGAAGUGUGGACACUGGUCUCUUCUGGAGCACGACGGUGCAGAGGCUCUGAACAGCGUCAUCUCUCGGAUCUGUUUGGACGAUCGUGGGACGUGGCAAUAA
This is a messenger RNA of Zymoseptoria tritici IPO323, 1211 nucleotides long. RefSeq lists its product as uncharacterized. Gene Ontology annotation, molecular function: hydrolase activity. The record is from RefSeq and is a predicted model, not a curated record. The transcript is spliced from 5 exons. NCBI's taxonomy places the organism in Eukaryota, Fungi, Ascomycota, Dothideomycetes, Mycosphaerellales, Mycosphaerellaceae. Bases 57 to 1211 code for a protein of 384 amino acids.